GAGACAUGUUGUGGGCAUUGACAACAUCUACCUGGAGACACACAGUGGAAAAUAAAGACAAAGAAAAUGGUGGGCACAACUUGCACAAACAACAAAACAAACAACAACACAGAGGAAAACCAAAUCUUAACAAGCAUCAAUAUCUUAAAGAUAAGCAUAUAUCUUGUCAUCUUGAUCAUGGGUGUCAUUGGAAAUGGACUUGUCAUCUUUGUGACCGGCUACAAAAUGAAGACAACAGUCAACUCUGUUUGGUUUCUCAAUUUGGCGAUGGCAGAUUUCAUUUUUGAUUUCUCUUUGAUUAUCAACAUAAUUGUUACCUUCAACAAGUUUGUUUGGCCCUUCAGCGACUUAAUGUGUAAAUUCACCUCCUUGGUCGCAGUACUAAAUAUGUUUGCGAGUAUUUUUUUGCUGACAGCCAUCAGUCUGGACCGAUGUUUGUGCACAUGGAUAAUUGUGUGGGUUCAGAAUAAACGAACUCUAAACAAAGCCAGAAUCAUCUGUAUAUCUGUGUGGAUUUUAUCCAUCUGCUGCAGCAUCCCUUUUGUCAUGCAGCGCUCAGUACAGGAACAAAAUGGAUUGAAAUACUGUGCCUACAAUCAAGAAAAUACUGAUGUAUUAGUGUCUCUGUUCACAUACAGGUUUAUGGGUGGCUUUCUAAUUCCCUUCUUGAUCAUUGCAUCUUCAUACAUAGCUAUUGGUGUGCGGGUGAAACGUCUUAAAAUAGAAAAGCAGCUUCGACCUUACCGAGUCAUUUUGUCUGUGAUUCUGGCUUUCUUCGUAUGCUGGUUUCCUUUCCAUGUUCAACAACUGUGUCACAUAAGUGCAGUGAAGUAUAACUGGAGUGACUGUGUUAAGAAAGUAAUUGAUUCUGCAGGACCUUUUCUUCAGUGCCUGGCUUAUGUAAACAGUUGUCUGAACCCCAUUCUCUAUGUGUUCAUGUGUGAUGAGUAUAAGAAGAAACUUAAAAAGUCUCUCCUGCUGGUGUUUGAGGCGGCUUUUACGGAGGAUCUGCAUUACCAAUCAACACCUCGCUCUACGUUACGCCGCUCAGAGUCACAGCAAAGUAAAUCUGGCAAGCAGACAAACGACACAAUCGUCUCCUCGUCUGGAAGUUGUCAGGGGAACAAGGUUUUAAAUUCAGUCUGGUGAUGAUUGAAGAUAUAAACUUGUAAACCGGAGAUGAAGGUUUCUCAAACAUUCCUCCAUUCGGUCCCACCCCAAACUGUUGCCACUGGCUGAGACAAAGUCGGACGGUUCGAGGAAUCCAAAAAAGAGCAAUGUAUGAGGAAAUGACCCAUUUUGGUAGCACUUUAUUUUACAGUACGUGUACUUACCUUGUACAAAUAUGGAAAAUAAGGUACUUUUAGGUAUCUACAUGGUAA
Misgurnus anguillicaudatus (oriental weatherfish) is the source of this 1382-nucleotide messenger RNA. The record is from RefSeq and is a predicted model, not a curated record. Lineage: Eukaryota; Metazoa; Chordata; Actinopteri; Cypriniformes; Cobitidae.